CGCCCCGGCUCUUAAACAGCCCCACACCACAGCUCCACACUCCACAGUCCACGCCACAGCUCCAAGCCUCCAACACCACCCCUUCGGCGAUCACCGACGAGCGAGGGUGAGUCUCCAUCCCCUCCCCCUCCGUCUCGCCGUUCGCUCGACGGAUCUGUGCUUUUCUCGUCGAAAUCUUUCUUCUUCACCGCACGCUUGCUUGUUCACAGACCAUGGACGCCAAGAAGCCGAUCCCGGCUGCCGUCCAGCGGGCCAUGGACUGGGCGCUCGUCACUGCCUGCUUCCCGUUCGUCUCCUUGGCGUUCGCCUACGCGCUCGUCCGCUACGACGUCAGCUGCAGCGAGAACACGGAGGUGGGUGCCCUCUGGUUCGGGAUUCUGUGCUGCGCCGUGCUCCAGGCUGCCGCCGCGGCGCUGGCGCUGCUGCUCCCGUGCGGCCGCCGCGCCCUCGCCCACCUCGCGCUCGCGGUCACCAUCGUCGGCCACUACAUGUACGCCGUCGUCUUCCGCCUCCUCCUCGCCGCCGGCGCAGGAUUCCUCUUCAGCAAUAUCUUCGGCCCCGCGAGCAUCGUCCUCUUCGCGGGCGGCGACCUCGUCUACUUCCUGGGGCUCCUUCAGGGAGGUGGACUGAAUGACUGAUGAGCCGAUUAGUCCAUCUAGCUGCACCUGCAGAGGAUCAGCUCGUGAGGAGUUGAGGACUGGCUGAUGAUUAUGUGUGAAUCUAGUACGUACUAGUGUAGUUCAGUGUUAAUUGGACUGAUGAGUGAUGACUGAUGACUGAUGAGCAGGGCAGCUGAUUACUUCACCUGUACUAGUAGUGUAGUGUUAAUUUGUGUAAAUCAGCAUGCGCAGAACUGGAUCUUGUACUCUACUAGUUAGAAUAUAUGGUUACCCUGGAUUAGGGUCGUCUUCGAUGUAACAUCCACCUUAAUUUUAUAUGCAGUAUGAUGAUCAGACAUCCAGACAUCAGGACGUUAAUUAUAUCCAGCAUUCCAGCUUC
This is a messenger RNA of Triticum dicoccoides, 999 nucleotides long. RefSeq lists its product as uncharacterized. Bases 213 to 638 code for a protein of 141 amino acids. NCBI's taxonomy places the organism in Eukaryota, Viridiplantae, Streptophyta, Magnoliopsida, Poales, Poaceae. The record is from RefSeq and is a predicted model, not a curated record. The transcript is spliced from 2 exons.